This is a messenger RNA of Pseudogymnoascus verrucosus, 360 nucleotides long. RefSeq lists its product as uncharacterized. The transcript has a single exon. Lineage: Eukaryota; Fungi; Ascomycota; Leotiomycetes; Thelebolales; Thelebolaceae. The coding region runs from base 1 to 360 and encodes 119 amino acids. The record is from RefSeq and is a predicted model, not a curated record.
AUGCAUUUCAACUUCCCCGUUGUCCUCACCACCCUGGCUCUUGCCACAGCGGCCACCGCAGACCGUCUGAUUGUUAAUCAUUACGGCUUUCUCAGCGGCAACACCUACACCGGGACUUUUGUCACUAAAUACGACAGCUAUAUUAUCGGCAACGUCGAUGGCUGCCAUACGAACCCUGGCGUCCCAGCUUUGAACAGACUCUGUAUGGACUUUGGCAAGAGAAGGGGGCACUUCACAUUCAAUGGCCAGGGAAAGCGGUGCUUGAAGGAGACAAGCAAUGAUUUCGCACAUUGCUCGGAUGACUUUGCUUGGGCCACAUGCUCGAAACUCUACUAUGAUGAGGUUAAAUGUACGUGGUAA